Molecule: messenger RNA, 2550 nt
Organism: Gopherus evgoodei (Goodes thornscrub tortoise)
Lineage: Eukaryota; Metazoa; Chordata; Testudines; Testudinidae
Gene: ORAI2
Product: ORAI calcium release-activated calcium modulator 2
Exons: 3
Coding region: 77-850 (257 amino acids)
Biological process (GO): store-operated calcium entry
Cellular component (GO): membrane
Molecular function (GO): store-operated calcium channel activity
Source: RefSeq, a predicted model, not a curated record
GCGGCUCCGGCGCAGUCGGCGGGGCUGAGCGGACCCGCCCGGGCGCUGUCUGCCCCCGCCGCGCGUUGCUUUCAUCAUGAGUUCCGAGUUAAAUGUCCCGGCGGAUCCUGCCACUCCUGCUUGCGGCUCUGAACCUGGCACAAAGGGCAUGGAUUAUCGGGACUGGGUCCGGCGUAGCUAUCUGGAAUUGGUCACUUCAAAUCAUCACUCUGUUCAGGCCCUCGCAUGGAGAAAACUGUACCUGAGCCGAGCCAAGCUCAAAGCUUCCAGCAGAACAUCUGCUUUGCUCUCUGGAUUUGCUAUGGUUGCCAUGGUGGAGGUGCAACUAGAGAUGCAGUAUCAGUACCCCCAAAUGCUGCUGAUUGCGUUCAGUGCCUGCACAACAGUGCUGGUAGCAGUUCAUCUCUUCGCCCUUCUCAUCAGCACCUGUAUACUACCUAACGUGGAAGCGGUGAGUAACAUACACAACCUAAACUCCAUCAGCGAAUCCCCACACGAACGCAUGCAUGUCUACAUAGAGCUGGCCUGGGGUUUCUCCACAGUCUUGGGAAUCCUCCUUUUCCUCGCUGAGGUGGUGCUUCUGUGCUGGAUAAAAUUUCUGCCUGUGGACUCCAUUAUGAAAAACGAGACUUCCAUCGUUCAAAAGCCCAGUGGCCAUGUGGGCUGGCAAGCAGCUCUGGUCUCCACAAUCAUCAUGGUCCCAGUGGGUCUGAUUUUUGUUGUCUUCACCAUUCACUUCUACCGUUCUCUGGUGCGGCACAAAACGGAGCGACAUAACCGGGAGAUUGAAGAGCUUCACAAACUGAAAGUGCAAUUAGAUGGACAUGACAGAGGGUUGCAGGUAGUGUGACAAAGGAACAGGGAUCUAUUUCAAAGCAAACCAUUUUGCUCAGGCUAAGAGCAAAAUAAACAUUUUGCUAAUAGGAGCAACCCAAACCAAUUAUGGAUUAUUUGGGGGUCUAACAAUCUAAAAUGCAAAUUGCCUGAUUUACAGGCCAAUGGGUUCUAGUGCUUUUCCAAACUAAUGGGGUCUCUGGCCUAUUUCUCAUCCUGCACGAUUGUGUACUUAAGUUGAUACUGCCAUACAGUUAAAAACCAAAACUUUACCUACUUUAACAUUAUGUUCUGGAGAGUGGUUUCCAAAUUGUUAUAUUUUAACAAUGCAACUUUCUUUUGCCAAGAGUGAAACUACUUGACACUUCAAAAAAAGCCACUGUUUUUGUAGGACCUGUUUGUUUGGGUUAUUUUUAAGAGUCUGAGCUCCCUUUCUGGCUGUUCAGCAGCAAACUGACAAUGACUGUUUCCAGGGUUGAGGUGAUAAGUAGUGCUAUCUACUACAAAUCUGAGGACAUUCUGAACGCACUGCAGAACAUGGGUGUUUGUUACCUUUAUUAUAAAAUGAGUAUUACAGAAACAGAUCACUAGAAUGAUGCAAGAGAUUAGAAAUCAGCAGUCUUAGUACAUAUGUCCUCCUUUUGCUAUCUCCUAACCCUCCUUUAGAACAGGGAGGAGAGAAUUUCAGACUGGCAGAAGGCUGGGAAGUGUUUUUGCCUGCUUCAGUAGUGUCCAUUCUUUUACAAUGAAUGCAUGCCCAGGUCUUCUAAUGUUACUGAUAAUGAAAGUUUGUGUGUCCAGGGAAGGCUUACAGGUAUUUUUAUUUUAACAACAAAGACAUUGUUAAAACAGGAAACUAACUGGGAAUUUAAAAAGACCUGGCAUAGAAUUUCGAAGAACUAGAAAAGCAGAUUUAAACGUGUGAGGAAAGUUAGCACAUAAGACAGUGACAGAUUUCAGCAGUAUGCUUUUUUCAUUUGCUUUGUAUAUACCAGAAUGAGUCGUGUGUUUUGCUGGCUUGGUUUGUCACACAGGACUCGGAGUCCAGAUCCCAUGCUGCUCCCUUGUUCUUUGUGCUAGUUGUGCCUGAGAGCGUUCAGCAUUCUUACUUCUUAGGGAAGAAAGCAUCGUGCAUUUUCUCAAACACAUACGCCUUAUGGCACAUGAAGCUGUGUUUUUGAGUUUGGGGUGAGCUGCAACCAGCCAUUCCAAAGGGAAAGCUGUGUGCAGUUAAAGUACUAUCACAUUUCACUUGUUGGCUGUAUUUCAGCAGUGGAGGAAGUGAUUUUUGUUUGUGCUUAUAUAGCUUAGUGAGUGAAACUUGUAAAGCGCUGUAGCAUCUUUCUGGUGAAAGUAUUAAUAAAGUCACAACUAAUUACAGCUACUUCACGGGGAGGCAAAAUAUUCUUCUGCAAUAAGUAGAAUGAUUUUAGUUUUUAAAGGAAAAGUAACACGUAUUUCAGCUGCAGAAAUAUGUCAAAAUACUUAAGCAAAAUGGUCCCGUCCUGUCCUGUCUCAUCACGCUCAGUAAUCUGCAGGCUGCUGCCAGUGCUAAUUUCAGGCCCUACUCCCUUGCAUUCUAUAAUAGUUUUACAAUUUCUGCCAGUUCUUGAAUAUUUCUAAAAUAAUUGAAGUUUGUAAUGUUCUAUUUCAGGGGUAGGCAACCUAUGGCACGGGUGCCGAAGGCUGCACACGAGCUGAUUUUCAGUGGCACUC